Ceraceosorus bombacis is the source of this 958-nucleotide messenger RNA. Lineage: Eukaryota; Fungi; Basidiomycota; Exobasidiomycetes; Ceraceosorales; Ceraceosoraceae. The record is from the annotation of a GenBank genome assembly.
AUGCGCUUCUUGUCCUCUUCGGCUAUCGCGCUCGCGCUGGUCAUGAGCUCCACGCUCGGGCGCCCAGUCAUAAUCAAAGAUGCGGGCGACAGCUCACCAGAGCGUGUUUCAUCUCCAGGCGGGUCGCCGAAGCACACAUUCAGUGAAGACGUGCUUCUUUGGCAUGACCAGCUGAAAAAGGACCUUCCACCAGGCCAGGAGCCGGACCUCGACCACGAAUUAAGAGGGGGCCCUGAAGCGCUCAACCAAAAGCUCGCUUUGGCGCGCUGGAAAGACAAGUACGAAAAGGCAGCGCCUGGCUACGAAAGGGGCUCGAUGAUAGCCAAUUUACUCAGCGAUUAUGACAGUGAGUGAGCGAGCAAGCAAAGAGAGCCUUGAAGCGCAGCACCAGCGCAACGUAUCGCCUCACAACACACAGUUUGAGAGAGAGUUGACAUUGGCCUCGAUCCGACUUGUAGAGCAACGUGGUAAGAAGCCACUUGAGUUCAGAGGCACGCGGGAAAACCCGGAGUGGCAUAUGCCCAAAUCCCCAAAACGCGUCGACCCGCCGCCGUUCCUGGACAGCGACGGUCGCCCAAUAUCAACAUCGUCGCCUAAGUCCAGCCUCAAAAUGACCCGCCAGGAGCGAUACUUCAUGGCAAGGUCUGGUAAAAACCCACCACCACCACUUUCUCCUGUAUCACAAUACCUAGCGGACCAUUAUCGUCACAAGUUACCGGCAGUUUCGCAAAAUCCAAGCUCAACGCAUGCCUUAGAGCCCAAGCCACUCUCCGGCCCUUCGCAACCCGCCUCUACCACCAAGAAACCAGGCUUCUUCACGAGGGUCAAGAACACGUUCCGCGGCAGGACUAGUGGCUCUAGCUCGACUUCUGCGGCUAGCAACGCGCACACUUCUGACAUGUCGCAUCUUGCCGAUGACGCGACGAGCGCGCUCAAAAAGCUGCCCGGGCAUUUCUGA